This is a messenger RNA of Gallus gallus (chicken), 9497 nucleotides long. RefSeq lists its product as uncharacterized. Gene Ontology annotation, molecular function: calcium sensitive guanylate cyclase activator activity; calcium ion binding. The record is from RefSeq and is a predicted model, not a curated record. NCBI's taxonomy places the organism in Eukaryota, Metazoa, Chordata, Aves, Galliformes, Phasianidae. The transcript is spliced from 8 exons. The coding region runs from base 6817 to 7389 and encodes 190 amino acids.
AACACGGGAAACUUUAUUUCGGGCUCUGAAAUAGUGUUUAAAUGAGUAAGGAAUCAAAGACUUGUUGCCAAGAGAUCUGCAUUUGCGUGCAUGCUGAAACACAAUCUUUCCCUUUGUCAUUUGUAAGCCAAGAGGCAUGGAAUAGGUAACGUGGUGAAAAAAUCUGUUCUGUUAAAUACUACACAGGGAAGGCUCAAAAAUGAGAAUAAGAGCAGCCUAAGGCGUGGCGAGACAGAUACAAAAAUGUGUGUGCACCAUAAAUGGUAUUUGAUUGUACAGGAAGGAUCAACACAUUUAACGUUAAGCUGAUUUGGCCAGGUAAUAAUGAAUUAACAACAGUAUUGCUUAGCAUUACAAUGCGUGCCAACUUCCCUGGAGCAAUGUUCAAGUCUGUCAGCAGUAAGUAUAUAUGCUUUCCACUGUUGUUACAUGUCUGUUUCAUGUAGCUCUCUCUUUGUUUGAUUCACAUUUACUAGACACCAAAAUAUAAAUGUAUGUUUUGUGGUGACUUGGGGAACCUCUGAUAUCUUUCUCUCAGGCAUGCAGAACUUGGUGUGUCUAUUAAAAGUCACACUCGUAAGACCUUUGCCCUGCUUUUUUGCCUUUUUUUUUAAUUUUUUUUUUUUUUUAAUUGUAGAUAUUCUGAACAAAUUUUACUGCAUCUCACUUAACAGUGAGAUACAGUUCCUUGUGGAUAUGGACACUAACUAUAGAUUUUAAUAUCUUCACUUUGAAAAUGGUGCAGCAGUUCAGAGAAAGGUGAUGGUCUAUUUGACUGGCUUUGAUGCUGACUGUGUGAAAUACCAGGUUCAGGAGCAUGUGUUUGGUGUAUACGCUGCAGUUAGCAAGCUCUUUGGAAAGGACAUUUAUAAGAUGAACCAUGAGUAUUUCCAGUCAUCUUAUAGCUUGUGAAUGAUAAUGAAGCUCACCUUCCCUGCUGGUAAUUUCAUUACAGUGAUCAGAUCAACUCAGAAUUGAUGCUUCCUAGACUUGGCAAUUGCAUCUUACACUGUGGUACUGCAGGUCAUUCAUUUGACAAGAGGGCUAAUCACAUUGCUCCUGUGAAGGUUUGUUCAUAUCUAUGUUUUUUUUUCAGUAGAAUAGCUCCUAAGCCAUUUUUCAGACAGUUAGCUCACAAUACUUUGCCACAGGUUUUUAUUCUAAACAGAAAAGCAGCUUCUUUUGAAUUACAUUGUUCUCUCAUUCCCUCAAGCAUCAAAAAGACAGAACCAUUUUUAUUUCAGAUGGCUGAAAAUUCCACCCCCGCAUAUAUCUUCAAACAUUAAAGAAAAUAUUGAACUAAAUAAAUGGUUUUGCUUUGGACAGAGAUCAGGCCUCUAGCACUUCAGAUUUUAUUUCCAAAAGAAAGAGAUCAGAACGAUAAUGUAUGUACAAUUGGGGAAAAUAACACUGUGGUGUUAUAGCUCACAUAAUUCAACCUGCCCGAUGUUUCUGUGUUGUGCUAGAAGAAAUAGAAUGUCAGAAAGCAGUAAAUAAAACCUCAUGCUAAUAGAAGUCUAAAUUGUAAGAAAUGAUGUGAGUAAUACAAGCAGUUAAACUGACUGGGAUAAAAACUUAUUGGUACUGUCAGUCUUCAUGCUCCAGGAUGUACACCGAUCAUUCAAAAAGGUCAGAAAAAAAUCAUCCCCCUCACAGCCCAUUCUUUCUCCUUUCACUUCAAAUUUGUUGAAUACGAGCAUAUUGAUUGUUUGCAUCCUGGUUUAUCUGCUUUUUCUCAUUGUUGAAUCCUGCUAGAGAUUAAAUGAAAUAUUGGCUUAACUUGAUAAAAUAAUUCCUGGUCAUAUUUGUAGCAAGCAGUAGUGAGUAAUUCUGUGGCUACCGGUGAGCUGAUUAGCAUUGUAUUUGUUUUCUGAAUUCCAUAAAAAGAGGUAUGUUAGAUUUCAGUCUUUGGAAAAUUAACCUUUCUUUAAGCUAAGUGCUGUCAUCAGGAUAAAGAGUUGUCAGACAAUAAACUGAUAACUGAAAAUGUAUUUUUUUCCAGGGCAGUCAGUAAGAGAAAGCUAGCUUCACCCUGAGUUUUUUUUUUUUACAAAACUGCGAGCAGAAUGUUGCAAAAGCAAAUGGUGCCUUGAAGAUAGAGACCACUUUCUGAAAGUCAGAAUCAGAAACCAGGAUGCUUGAACAAUGAGCUAUGUUCCCCAGAAAUGCCAUGUGACAAUGUGCCUUGUAAUUGCUCUAUGAAAGCAGUAAUUCAUAGGACAAUUUAAUGGCAUCUUUGUGCUGUUGAAUGGACGACAAUCCCUCUCCAUAGUCCUACAAAUGCACGGUGCAAGCACAGUCCAGAAAGGUACACAGAACAUCUCUUCCAAACUCCCGAUGCCUACUGUAUGAUGUACACUCACAUCUGAAACAUCACAUAAAAAACUCAGGACCUUUUGGGAAAAGAACAUAGUCUGCAGCAUGACAUGGAAGAGAACAUCCCAGGGAAUGAUUUCAGACUAGGAAGAGAUUCAACAUACAUGUUGUUAAGCUAAAAUGUCUCCAACCUGUUUUCUAUAGAAUAUUGCUGGUAUCUCAUUCCAGUCUAGAGAAAAAUACUGCUCUGUGAACCAUACUUCUUGUUACAAUUGAAGAGAAAGAUGACAGCAGGAUGGAUAUUCAGAAAAAGAGUUGUCAGGCACUGGAACAGGCUGCCCAGGGAGGUGGUGGAGUCUCUGGAGGUGUUCAAGGAAUGUGUAGAUGUGGCAGUGAGGGACAUGGUUUAGUGGGCAGUAUUGGUGGUGGCUGGAUGGUUGAACUACAUGAUCUUAGAGGUCUUUUCUGACCUUUGUGAUUUUUUGAUUCUAAAUAUGAACUGAAGUUUCUUUUAAAUUAUGAUACAAGUCCUUGAUGUAGGAUAAGUACUCUGGAUGGUCUUUAGCGCAGUUGGCUUUAAAUGCCUUGAAGACAGUAAUACUCUUAACAGGGUGACUGAGCACUCUAAAUCUCUGGCUUAGGAUAUCAUUUGCCUUAAUUACUUGUGGAUCAGCUGUCUUAAAGCCCUGGCUUUUCUUGAAAACAUCAUGUUGGUGAUGCAGUGAAAGUCAACCUAUAAACCUGCUAGACAGCUUCAAUUAAUACUUCCUUUCAAUCAAUUAUAUUAACACAAUCAACUUACAAUAACAUUAAAAUAUGUGAAUAGCAGCUUUAUAUUGCCUCCUCUCUCUUUCUUUCCAUCUUUGGAAGGAAAUUAAAAAAAAGAAAAAAGAAAAAAAAAAAGAAAAGAAAAAUCCCACUCAUAAUAUAUAGGAGGUGAAGAUAUCUAUUGUGUAUUUGCUUUUAGAAAUGGAAAUUUGAUAGCCAAAGGUUAAUUUUCAAAAUUAUAAAGAAAUGCAGGAAAAGUCAUUUCCUGAAAAUAGUGUGAAUUGGACGCUUUGGAACCAAGAAGAUUAAAUCAUAAAAGGAAUAGAAAUUAAAAAAAAAAAAGGCUUAGAAGAUAUUAGAUUAUUUAUUAUGAAUUUGUUGCAGUGUUUCACUGAAGCAAAGAAUGAGCCUUUUAGAAUACGAAGAAGUAUAUAUGCAUAUUUAAAAAAUCUUAAUGCUAUAUAUACAUAAUUGAAGAAAAGAAAUCUCCACCAAUCUAUGGCAUAUCUGGUGGAGAAAAAGAAGGAGUUUCAAAUUAAGGAGCAGUUUCUAUAAUUGCAGUAUGGAUAGACAGCAGGCUUGCAUUAAGAAUUAGCAGUCAAUUUAAGAGGAGAAUUUUUGUGAAGAAUGGAUUGAAAGUAAAAUAAUUUCUUUCCAUUAAACUAAUUGUCGGUAAAGUUUUGAGUGUUUAUAACUCACAACUGUUUCUCAUAAGGGACAGAAAUCUGAUGCCAAGCAAGUCCCUAAAGUGUGUGUCAUUAAUCAGACCUUGAAACUAAUCCAUUCUGGGGUCUCCUUACAGGAAGCCAUUUAGGCAGCAGUUCUUAUGAUGAACUAUAACUGUGUUGCUUUCACUUAACACUGUGUUCCACGUUUUCCUGCAAAUAGGGUCCUGGCUGUAUGCAAAUAAUGUCACUUUUGGGAGGCAGAACAUGUGGCAGAACUGCUAUAGGGUCUGUGCUGCUGAAGUGUUCACAAAAGCUGAGUCCAUACACACUACUUCUCGCUGCUAAGCCGCUCUCAUUUUGUGAGAACAUAUUCUCAUGUUACCCUGAAAUAUUUAUUUUACUGACUAAGAAUUAACCAUAAUGCAAGUUCUCCUCUUCCAUAUCAUUUGAUCCUAAUUUGUCUUUGAUUGCUGCCUACGUAACAUUUUAACUGUCCUAUAAAUGAUGAAUGGCUAUAAACUCCCUACAAGUGAUAAUGCUUUUUUUCUCAAGUUACUCUGAUACUCAUUUUGAAACAUUACCUUUUCAAAAUGACGGCAUAAUUAUCUCCAGAUAUGCUACUCUCUAUAAUGGUUAUUUUAUUCUGAUUCCUUGUACUUUUUUCUUGUUUGCCUUCACUGGUGAACUUCGAGUUCAACUACCUGAUCACUCCCAGGGCUAACCAAAAGUGAAAGAACGUUAUUGAGGACAUAGUCUAAAUGCCUCUAGAACAUUGGCAUGCAAGGCACUGCGGCAGCAUCAGACAUUCCUUCCUUGCACGCUGGAGGAAAGGGCAAAGCAGCAUCUGAGGAGUCUAACAGCUUGUCUGAAGCUGCGUCUCACUGUCUGCAAGAGUACAGAAUCGUUUUCAUGACCUACCCUGUUCUAAAGCAGCAGUAGUGCCAUGUUCCACACUGUUACCUCUGGCUUUCCUCUGCCACAGUCAGUGACAAGAAGGCAGCACUCACGUGGAGCCAGCUGCAUUUUCAACCACCAUAUGCUCCCCCUGGCAGAAAUGCCCUUGGGGCUUCCCCAGGCUGUUCUGAAGGGAGCAAAUCCCUCCUCAGCAGUCUUGGCUGGGUGACAGGCUGGUCUUUGCAGUAAUUCAAGAAACACUCUUGUUGGAAAGCGUAGGUUUCAAAGAUUCAUUUCUCCAAAGCAGCUGGAAUCCAAGAAAAUGUGUCAAAUCUCCACUGAAGGGAGAAACUGCUGUGCCAGCGCUAAGUUGUUCUUAUUUUAAACAGCAUAGUGAUUGGCCAUGUCGAUGUCAUUAUUUCUCUCUUCCUUGAAGUCGCUGGUUUUCCUGGGACGUGCUGCAGGGCAGUCUGUGAGCCAGCUGUCAUGCCCUGCACCAUAUGGUGGCAGCAGUCAGGAAAUCCCUGUGGGCUACUGCUGGGCUGCUGUGGGAACAGCACUUAUUUGAGCACAGGCCGCUUUUAGAUGGGAUGCAGUGACAGCAUUCAUGGGAUCUUGCCUGUGCAUUUGGAGGAGGAUGCUGGAAACAACAACCUCUCAUUUAAGGUCUACAGGGACCUACCUCAGAAUUCUGCAUCAUUCUACUUCUGGACUUUGCUUGUUGGGUCAUACAUAUGAGGAAGUACAAUAAACUGGAUGUGCACAGGUAUAAUGAGUCUGAGAAAAUUGUGCUUUAACUAGAGAAGCCUGUUUUCCUCAGAGUGGAAACAAGGAUAGUGUUAAAUUGCUAAAAAACAUUGCUAACAUAACCCUUCUAUUCUGUAUGUACAUGAUCACUAUAAAUCACCAGUAAAGCUAUUCCAACACGAACAUGGCCUACAAGAACUCCUUUGAAAGCAUCUUCUCCUACUUGCAUUCAAUUCUUAUUCCAUGCUUCCUUUUUAUUCUGGACUAUUGCACUGCUGCUUCUAGUUUUCUGGCCAUUUUGUUUUAUUUCUUUUUUAAAUUAUGUUUUUUGCUGAUAAGCAUGCCUUGUUUGUUCACGUGCUUGUUUUGUUACAUGUUAAAGUUUUAAUAUUUAUUUUUCUUAUUCCUCAAAUGCCUUCUUUAGCAGAGCUUGAUGAUUAUUCUGAACGGUUACUUAGAAUGUGAAUUUUCUGUCAUUUUAACUUUUGUUCUGUAAGAACAAACACAAAAGAUUUAGGAGAUUCUUCCAUGCCAUGUGAAACAAAUACACACAUUUUCAAGGAAUGAGUUGGUUCAAUACUUACAUUUAUGCUGUCAGUUUUUAGAAGUGUGUUUGAAAAUGAAAAUGUAUAAGAAUGAUUGUAGAGUCUUUUAUUCAAGUCUUAGAUCAGGAAAAAAAAAAAACAAAACACGUAUUGCUUCUGGAAGUUGAAACCUUUGGUUUUUUUUUUUUUUUACUUGGAAUGCUCCUGUUAUUUUUGCAGAAAUGGAAGUCUGAGUUAUAUUUGAGUUUUAAAAUGCUAAAGCUUGAAGUAGCAGAGGCUGCUACUUCAAGCUACCUUUUCUUUGCCUGCUCUUACUUCUAAGUACAAAUAUAGUAUCCCAGGAAAGAAAGGAUGGCAAGAGAAACUGACUGCAACCCAUACAACCUUCAAGUUACUAAGACACUAUUGUUUCUAUCAAGACUCCACAAGUUACUGUAAAAGAGUGCCUUAUCUUUGUAAAUAUAAUCCCCAGAACAGUGGAAGGAUAUUUGGGCUGAGCGUUUAGUUAAAACCUUGUAAAUUAUUAAAACAAAGGUAUAGAAACUACUUUCAAAAUCCCUCUGUGUUGCUUACUCGAUAUUAUCCACUUCAUAUAGCUUAAGCACUACAGUUUCCAACAGCAUAACAUGUCCUCAUGUCCUCCUGAGGCUCUGCAGACUGACCAUGCACAAGGACUGUGAUCAGCUAAUAAAACCACGGUGCACUGAAACUGGGUGCUGGUAAUCUUGCUAGGGUGCUAUAUUUACUUUGUCUAUAUCGGUAGCAAUCUGUAAGAGGUUUAAAGUAGCUCUCAGAUUCAGAGCUGGCGUUUGAAUGAUUGUUGCUGGGAAGCAAGAGUGAACGUUUGGAUGAAUUAAUACUGAAAAAGGUUACUUGGUAUGUUUGACACUAUGGGUGCUUCUGGAUCAGCCGAUGACAUUAAUGCCAUGGAAAUUCACCACUGGUAUACAAAAUUUAUGAAGGAGUGUCCAUCUGGGCAACUUUGCUUGCAUGAAUUUAAACACGUCUUGGAUCUGCAUGGACUUACUCCAGAAGCUAACAGCUAUGUUGAACAAGUAUUUCAUACUUUUGACAUGAAUAAGGAUGGAUUUAUAGACUUCUUGGAGUUCAUAGCGGCAAUAAAUUUGGUUAUACGAGGAAAAAUUGACCAGAAAUUGAAAUGGUAUUUUAAGCUAUAUGAUGCUGAUGGAAACGGAUGUAUUGACAAAAAAGAACUAUUGAGCAUAUUCGCGGCUAUCCAGGCUAUUAAUGGACAGACCAACAUGACUGCCGAAGAAUUCACUAACAUGAUAUUUCAGAAGAUAGAUGUGAACAAUGAUGGGGAACUGACUUUAGAAGAGUUUAUCACUGGUGUGGAAAGAGACGAAGAUCUAAUGGAAUUGAUUACGAAAAGUUUUGACCUUUCCAAUGUAAUCAAAGUCAUACAGAACGGCAGGCGGCACAGCAUCUGAAGGGUUCAGUGACGGAUGUUGCAUCUGUGUCAUUGACUCAGGGAAGAUAAUAUUUCCUACAUUCAGAGAGCUUGAUGUUGUCAAAACCAGCCCAGACAGUACUGACCCACCAGCUCUAAGAAAAAUUCUCCCUUGGAAUUUUCACUCUUGAUUCCACAUCUCUCCACUUCUUUAUUCUGUCUCUCACUAAUGACCUUGGCAGCUACAGAACACAAACUUUUGCCCAUGUGUAAUAGAAAAGAUAUUUGAUGCAGUACAAAUAAUUUGUUUGGUUGGUUUCUAUGAACACCUCAGGGUAAUCAAUAAAACAGUGAGAUUGCAAAAUGCAACCUUCCUAGAAGACAUGAAGUUAAUACAUUUAUUAUUCCAACUGUAGGUUCAUUAACCUACUAUUUUAGUGUAGCGAUAGGUAGGACUGGCUUCUAUCUGGGUCCCUUAAAAACAGAGCCUAAUUUGCAUUAAUUUAACAUUUGCUCUAAUCAGCGUUUAAAAUAACAGAAGAUUCUUGGGGAAACACCUCAGUCAGCUCAGUAUUCCAGAUAUGCAUCCUCUUUAACAAGCCAUCUACCACUCUUGAUUUUAUUACAUCUGUAAAUUAAAAUAAUGUGAUGCUCUCAUGCUUUUUGCAGGGUUCGACUACUGUUCUUUCCAAUUAACAUUUAGAGAAGCACUGGAAUGAAAUUUUGUUUACUUUGUAGAGUAAAAUUAGAAUUUCAAAGAAUGGUUAAAACAAAUGACUUUUUAGGCACUGGAACAAACAUCAUCUGGUUUCCCAGAGAUUUGUGUCCUUUCACUUAUAUAUCCUUUGCAAAACAAUUAUUUUCACUGGGCUCUUUGCCAUGGCUGCACGAGACAAAAGGUAAGAAGUAUCAUGACUGUUUCAUACUGGUGGGACUGCUGGCUUCUGCCAAACAGACUGUUUAAUAGCUGCAUUCUUCCUGCCUUUCCUUGACAGGGAGUACAAAUUAUGGUAUGUCUGUCCUGCCCAAAUACUUGGGCGAAAGCUUUUAGCAAUUUAGUCUCUUUGAGACUUCUACCUUCUUUCAAACUGGGUUGCAAUCAUCUCUGAAUGUGGUAGUCGUUAGGAGUGCAGAGAAGAGAUUUCUAGAUGGCAUGAUCACAGAUGCCUCAUUUUCUUAGUAAACCAUGUUAAAAACAACUCAACUUUUCUUUUUAAUAGACAAGAGUAAUUCUAUGUUCUGAAAUGUAAUUGUAUGGGUUGUCUAAAAAGUGAAAAUUUCUAGUUCUGUCUGGUUCUGUUGGGAUAGAUUCCUUCUCAAGUUUGCAACAAGAUGUAUGAAAUCACUACAAUUAUAUCAUAAGUACUCCUUGGCUGGCAGUGCCAUGACACGAAUACUACAUGCUCUCAGAAGCAUCAACUUAAGACAAAAUAAUUAGUGCAUGGAUUGCUGUAGGUUGAAUAAACAGUUACUAAAACUUCCAUAUGAAAAAGCUUUUCAUCUAAAUUCACUACAAAUCCACGUCCCUUUGCACAAGAAAUAUGCUCCAUCAUCUGCAAUUAUCUCAGGUUCUAGUUUGAUCAAUAAAAUAUACUAAAAGUAUGCAACAAGCAUCACUUGACAUUAUAAACAGUUCUGACAUUAUAAUUCUGACAUUUGAAUCUUGUAUAUCUUUUCCAGAAAAAAAAAAAAAAAGAAUGAUCUAUGAGAUUUCUGGUGGGUUUGAACUUUAAGUUCUUGUAUUUAUUCAUUGUUGACAUGUUAAUAUCACACUGUCGUUAUCAGUUUUCUCACACCUAGGCUUCAAAAAAUCACUUUUGUUAAUAUCCUUCUUUUACAUUUAGAUUCUAUGAGGGUGGUGUUCUUCAAAACAGGCUUUAAAAUAUUUUAAAUACAGUUGUCCAGUCUAAGCAAUUUGGGUGUAUGGUUAACAGCUGUGUUUUGGAUACUUGCUUUUAAACUAAUGACUACUGACUUUGAAACUGACUACUGUCUAUGUAUGCUGGAUCUUUUUUUUUUUUUUUUUUUUUAAUAAAUUGAUUUUAAAAAGAAUAUUUGAAUUUACCCAUUUUUUUCUGUGUAAAUGUAAUUACAUGAAGUGAAUUACCUAUUCAAGAAGAGUGUUGUUUUGUAUUAAAAAUAUCAUUU